AAGAAGAAGAGGAGAGGAUACGCAGACAGAUCUAGCUUGCCAGACCAGCCCCUUUUAUAUGCAGUGGUCGCGUGAGCUCAGGGGAGACAGUGCAGUGGCAGCUUAUUGCACUCUACUGCAUGCAAAACCACGCACAGCCGCACCAACUACAAAGGGCUGCCAAGGAAAUGCUCCGCUAUCCGUGCAAGGUAUGCAUUGUGUGCUUGACGGUUCCCACGUCAUGCCCGCGCCGCAGAUAUAACUGUGCCAUUCGUAGUAGUUUCUCGCUAGAGACGAAAAAUGUGUGCGCAGGUGCUUCUAAUUGUUUGUUGAAACCAGCAUGCUCACGUGGCCACAUGAUACAAAAGCAAGUCCGCAAAUCCCUCGGUCACCUAUCAAGCUCAAUCUGCGCCCGCUCGGCAUUGAGCCGCUCGACGUACGUCUUGUGGAACUGCGAGCUGGACCCCAGCGUCGAGCACAGCAGCAUCUCCUUCUCGAACUCGCCCGUCAGCUUGCUGUGGUGCCCUGUGUUGCGGAACAUGUCCACCAGGCGCUUGGUCUUGGCCUGCAUCUCUGCGUGCGUCGCGCGGGUCGCCCCCAGCAGCUCGCGCGCCAAUGCCAAUGUGCUGACGUCGUCUUGCGGCAUGAACUGCGGGCCGAUCUGGUUCAGCGCUAUGAAAAAGCACACCAUCGCCUGCUGCAGGAUCUGCGCAAUCUCGAACCCCGUCCGCUGCCGCACCACAAACUGCAUGGCACCAAUGAACACCGGCGUCGUCUUGCCCGUCAUUAUCAGCAGCUCCAGCACCGCAAAUGCCCCGAUCGCCAGGUACCGCCAGUAUAUGCCAUUGACGCCGAACCGGAAUACCUGCAGGAUGACGUUUCCGAAAACAAACGCUCCGUAUACGCCCAGCCGCCUAGGCACUGCUGCAAGCAGGUAGUCGUUGGCCGAUUUGCACGUCUGGCACGCCAGCGCACUGGCGCCCGCCCGGUCAUACACAAACUGGAGUCGUGGGUGUCGACAGCACCCUGUAUGCCUCCUGGACCUGAAUAAACUCCAUCUCGUUGCCAGUGUUCUUGUCCGGGUGCAAUGCCAGCGAGAGGUUGCGGAAAUUGCGUUUCAGCUGCGCACUCGAAACCCCCGAUGGCGAUACUCCUAGCAGCUGGUAGUAAUUUGUACCUAGGCUCUUCUCUGUGCUAUACAGGGUGUAGAAAAGGUAGAGCAUGAUAACAACUGCAUACGAGAGUCGCCGGUGCAGAUU
Linderina pennispora is the source of this 1238-nucleotide messenger RNA. RefSeq lists its product as uncharacterized. The transcript has a single exon. Lineage: Eukaryota; Fungi; Kickxellomycota; Kickxellomycetes; Kickxellales; Kickxellaceae. The coding region runs from base 120 to 917 and encodes 265 amino acids. The record is from RefSeq and is a predicted model, not a curated record.